AUGGAGCAGCACUUGCACGAACGCGUGCGCUGUUUCCAACUUGCCUAUUGGUUGUCGGGAAGCGACUUGUUCCAGGUCUUCGGAGCUUUGCGGAGUGCACAGUUGAGUGGUGGAGCAUCGUGGGCAACUUUGGCACCCUUUCUGGCAGACCGGGCAAGUGCCAAGAAGGAUGAGGGCAUCAUUGAAACCAUUGAGAGUGGCUCCGAUGAGUAG
Molecule: messenger RNA, 213 nt
Organism: Symbiodinium sp. CCMP2592
Lineage: Eukaryota; Dinophyceae; Suessiales; Symbiodiniaceae
Source: the annotation of a GenBank genome assembly